This is a messenger RNA of Labrus bergylta (ballan wrasse), 843 nucleotides long. RefSeq names its product ladybird homeobox 1a (gene lbx1a). Gene Ontology annotation, cellular component: nucleus. NCBI's taxonomy places the organism in Eukaryota, Metazoa, Chordata, Actinopteri, Labriformes, Labridae. Gene Ontology annotation, molecular function: DNA-binding transcription factor activity, RNA polymerase II-specific; sequence-specific double-stranded DNA binding. The record is from RefSeq and is a predicted model, not a curated record. Gene Ontology annotation, biological process: regulation of transcription by RNA polymerase II.
AUGACCUCUAAGGACGAGUCGAAAUGCCCCGCGGGGCUCGAGGAGCGGAGACGCAGUCCGCUAGAUCAGCUGCCGCCGCCGGCCAACUCCAACAAGCCACUGACGCCUUUCAGUAUCGAGGAUAUCCUCAACAAGCCGUCAGUAAGAAGGAGCUACUCCCAUGUCUCACCCAGAGAGAAGCUGCCCUCGGUGGGCCACAGCCUGUCCGGCCGCGCGCUACUCAGCCAAACAUCCCCGCUGUGCGCGCUGGAGGAGCUCGCCAGCAAAACCUUUAAGGGUCUGGAGGUCAGCGUUCUGCAGGCUGCAGAGGGCCGAGACGGCCUGACGAUGUUUGGUCAGAGGAACAACCCUAAGAAACGGCGGAAGUCACGCACAGCGUUCACUAACCACCAGAUCUACGAGCUGGAGAAGCGCUUUCUGUAUCAGAAGUACCUGAGCCCAGCAGACCGAGACCAGAUCGCCCAGCAGCUCGGCCUGACCAACGCACAGGUCAUAACCUGGUUUCAGAACCGGCGAGCAAAGCUCAAACGUGACCUGGAGGAGAUGAAAGCGGACGUUGAGUCCGCAAAGGCCGCAGGCUCUGUGGCCUUAGAUAAGCUAUCCAAGCUUGCAGAGCUGGAAAAGUGCGCGGCCGGGGUUAUAGGCGGGGGUAUGGUUUCAGUGCCAGGCCACACUGAACAUGACACUGUCCCCUCAAAGGCCGACAACCACACCACCGUGAGCCUUGACUCCUGCAUACCGCACCGGUCGCCUCCUUCACCCUCGUCGGAGUGGUACGGGGACCGGCUGAGUAGCAAGUGCUGCUCGGAGGACGAAGAUGAGGAGAUUGACGUGGAUGACUAG